Molecule: messenger RNA, 997 nt
Organism: Sesamum indicum (sesame)
Lineage: Eukaryota; Viridiplantae; Streptophyta; Magnoliopsida; Lamiales; Pedaliaceae
Gene: ATG10
Product: autophagocytosis-associated family protein
Biological process (GO): protein lipidation; autophagy of mitochondrion; autophagosome assembly
Cellular component (GO): cytosol
Molecular function (GO): Atg12 conjugating enzyme activity
Source: RefSeq, a predicted model, not a curated record
CGUUUCAUGAAUAUUUCUUUCCUCUUUCAGAAUCAAUUGUGGAAUCUUUUGUUAUUAGCUUCGUCUAAUGGUGGUAUCUAGGGAUGGAACCCUUUCUUCCACCGAAUUCUACGUUGCCGCUUCUGCUUUUUCUGAGCAAUGGAGGAAAUUCAACUCCGCUCUUCGUCAGUGGUCGUGGGUUCCUUCUCCGAAACGGCCCUGGAUUUCGCAUAACCAAGUGAAUUAUAUGGAAGAAGGGUAUUUAUCUGUGGAGAAUGUGAUUCUUCCCGAGUUAAAUGAGGAAGGUCAUAGAGAUGGGGAUCUGAUAGAGAAAGAAGAAUGCGGUUGUGCAGAGGAAGAUGAGUUCAUCGAUGCUGCUGUUUUAAUUCAAAAUGACGAUGCCGGAGCGCGCCAGUAUGAUUUCCAUGUUGUUUACAGUGCUUGUUAUAGGGUUCCAGUGCUAUAUUUUCGUGCUUACUGCAGUGACGGGCAGCCUCUGCUGUUAGAUGACAUCAAAAAGGACUUGCCGCUUAACUCUGUAGAACAACUAACUAGAUCCCGGUGGCUGUUUAUAACUCAGGAGGAGCACCCGCAGCUGAACCGACCAUGGUACACUCUGCAUCCUUGUGGGACAAGUGAAUGGAUGAAGCUGCUCCAACAUAACGACGAUUCAGCAGCUCAAGGUGAGGGGAUACCUGUGGACAAAUACCUCAUCUCAUGGUUCUCAGUAGUCGGGCAGGUGUUUGGUCUGAGAAUCCCUCUUGAGAUGCUGAAUCUUGGUGGUACACAGUGAUGUUCCACAGUUUGCUGAAAUAGGUUAUUGAAUGAAGUCUUGUAUGUAUGCUAUCCCUCAUGAAGUUCUUGGAAUCACUAGUUUUUUUGUACAGUCUUGUUCAUCCACGAUCAUUGAAUUUGAAAAAAAAAUCUAAUCAAUCUGAGCAUACAUCUACCAUUGUUGCUGAACAGAGGUUGCUGACAGAGUUGCUUAGAAACGCUUCAAGAGUUCACCUUGUCUACA